CAGUUCAUUUAGAAAUGACAAGAAAUUACAAUUAUAUUUUCAACAAUCGAUCUUACAUUCUUCCUAGCACUAGUAUCUUCUCUACAAUAGGCUGUUUACCGUUCUAUCAAAAAUUCAACAUCACUAAUCUCUAUGGUAAAGAAUUGCUAAUCGAUGAAUUUUUUGAUCCUCAAUUACAAUUUAACGAAAAAUUUGUUGAAAAUACGAACGAUAUAUACAGAAAAACAUUAUUUAAAGCUUCGAAUUCGAAGAAUUUAUUUGAUCGAGGAAGAAUGAUGAUAUGGAAUAACAAGAACACAGAAUUAUUGUUUAAAAUACCAAAACAAAUUGCGUGUUACACUGGUAUGGAAUACGAAUCUGUAAAUAAUUCUAAAAUAUCUAACAGGACAGAAUUUAUUGGAGGCAAAUUGCAGAAUUUUGAUAUAGUCAAUCAAGAAUUAAUUACAAAACAUAGAUAUACAAGUGUCGAACCAAAAGAAGAAUACAAAAAUAAUAAUUCAUUUAACGUUUAUGAAAGUGUUUGGAGUAAUUUAAAUGUAAAUAAUAAUACUGGUAGUAGUUACAAUAUUAUUAGUACUCAAACCACAGAAAGUUUGAACAAUUAUAUAUACGAUAAUAAAGAAAAUAAUAAAAAUAAUGAUCAUAAUAUACAUGUCGAUUACAUGGACAACGUAUGUCCAAAGUUUGCGACCAAUAUCAAUUUAAAUCAAUUAUUAAAUACAAAGAAUUUAAUUAAAAAUGAUGAAUGCUACGAAGAUAAUUUAGAAAUUGGACCAUGUUAUUGUAAAAAUUGGAAUAUUUUGGACAUGACACAGAUAGCUGAUACUUUAGAAUACGACAAUUCGAAUUUUUUAGAAAAAUCGCCUGCAUGUCCUAAGGAAAUUCAAAAGGAAUCACUUCAUAGAUUAACCAAUAUUAAAAAUAAGAUGGUCAAGACUUCGUUUGAUAGUUAUAAACAUACCGAAUACUUUGAUCAAUCGAGACAUAACAUGAUAUCAAUGAAGAAGAGAAGAAAACGUAUGACAUCUUCUAAAGAAAGAGAACUUUUAGAAAUGAAGGCUUUGAGAGCUUACAAUGAGAUCACUUUGAUGGAGGACAAACGAGAGAUGGAAAAGAAGAAACAACAGAAAACUGAUAUGCUAUAUUCCUUUAGAGAUAAUACUAAAACUUGGUCGACCCAACUAAUGUCUUAUUCUAAAAUGAAAAACAAUUACAGACAAAUACAAAAAAGAAACGAGGAUGAUUCAUAUGAAUUUAAUACACAUCAAGAUCAUUUUGAUUCAUACAACGAAAUUGAAAUACAUAACACAACUGAUUCUUUCUUCGAAUAUGUUAGUAAUAUUAAUAACAAAGAGUUAAUAAAGGAGAAGGAAAAUCUUAAUUUUCUUGAAAACGAAUUAUCGUUUUCUCGAUUACCUAAUAUACAAAGUAAAGAUGCUGCAAUUAUGUUGAAUCUUUUAGAUCGUCAUGGUAGUCAUUGGUUUAGGCAAGAGUUGAGAAAAAUUCUGGCAAUAAGGGAUAGUCAAGUGUAUAUGAAACAUAGCAAACCUAAUCAAGAUGCAAUGAAAUUGAAUCUUUCUUUAAGAAACAGUCAAAAGAUAACUGAUAGCCUUGAACUUGAUAAAAAUACUGAUAGGGAAGACAUAAGUGUUCCCUUUGGACUAUCUUCGUCUUAUCAAUAUUUACGAACCAAUUUGGAUUGUGGUUCAAAUCAAAAUUUUAAGACUUUUAAUUCGACGGAAUCCAUUAUUUCUAAAAGAGAUAUGCCUAUUAAUUCGUCUGAUUUAAAAGAUUUCGUUGAGUGUACAGAAAAUAAAAAAGUAAAUGAAAAAGAAGAAGAAGAAAAAAUACAAAUUAUUGAUACAACAAAAGAAUCUGAAAUUGAAGAAAUCAAAAAAUUUAAGAUCGACAUGUUAAAUGUUGAAAAAGAUAAUUCAUUUUUUUCCUUAAAUUCCAUUUCACUUUCAUCUACUACAAAAACUGAAAAUGUAAUCGAAUCGAUCGAUGAUCGAAAUCAUCAUCAAGUUAGACGCAGAAACAUGUCUCUACACAUGAUGGAUAUCGCAAGAAACAUCCAUUGGAGUUUACGUCCUCAUGGUAUUUUAUUAACUAAUAAAAAUUUACAAGGAAUGAAUUUCGAAUCGUCCGAUCUUUAUGGUAAUCAGCAGAGAGAUAUCGUCGAUGACGUCACAGCCAGUCUAGUCCAUGCUGCAUUCUCUCAUAAACCUGAGAUUAUCAUUAGAACUUUUCCACGUGAUUCUCGAUCUAUCAAUGACGAACGAUCCACGUCAUUCUUCGAAAAUUUUUAUAAUAUUUAUCGUUUGCCAUCAACUGUCGAUGAAUUCGUUCUUGAUUCUAAUAAUGAUAUGGAUAUUUACGUUGGAGACACAUUGACGCUUCCAAACGUUCAAGAUAUCGAAGACGAGAUUAAUGAUCUCGAAGAUAUUCUACAAAGUUCUAUGGAAACUGAUAGGAAUUUUGAUCUUUGUAUCUUGGUAAUGGAAGACGAGGAUUUGUCUUUAGAUUUAAGAUCGACUUCAAUCGAUAAUCUUCCUACAAACGAAGUUGUUCAAUACGACAGUGAAGUUACUAUUGCACUCAGUGAAACAAGGACAAUGGAUAUCAUUGAUCCGGAAAUAGAUUCUCUUGGCUAUGAAACGAUCAAAGAUUCUGAUCAACCUUCCUUGAAAAUGAUAAUAGCUUUCUUUAGUUUUCUCUUAGCUAUUUACAUGGAAAUUCUAGGAUCAUAUUUCUUUAUGUCGGAUUUGCAUAAUUCUAUAUAUGCUUAUAGACCGUACGAAAUGAAUUCGGAUAUGUUUAAGAAGAAUUUUUCUGACGAUUUUUUACCUGAAAAAUAUGAUAUGGUUGUUUCCUCAAAUUCAGUAAAUAUAUCAGAGUUCACCGUUGAACCUGAAAUAAACGGUGUGAUUGACUUUAUCGAUGAAGUUGAAGAGGAUGAUCAAGCUUCGAUAAAAAGUACAAAUUUGCAAAUUUCCAGUAUAAGAGAUAGUUUUGAUACGAUGUAUACUAAAACUACUAUUGAAUCUGAAAACGUAAUAUCUUUUGAAGGAGGUAGUUUCAUGGAAGACUUUUCUUGAUAAUUUGUCAAAGGAUACAAAUUUGAGGAUUUUAGUUGGGUUAAUAAAAAAUAUACAUUUUUAUAUGUUCAUAAAAAAGUAAUGAUUGAUUGAAUCGCUUUUAUAAAUAAUUAUUACAGCUUUCUAUUUUUUAUUAUU
Messenger RNA from Vespa crabro (European hornet), 3236 nucleotides. Its product is annotated as metacaspase-2-like. The coding region runs from base 15 to 3098 and encodes 1027 amino acids. NCBI's taxonomy places the organism in Eukaryota, Metazoa, Arthropoda, Insecta, Hymenoptera, Vespidae. The record is from RefSeq and is a predicted model, not a curated record. The transcript has 2 exons.